Messenger RNA from Cuculus canorus (common cuckoo), 11865 nucleotides. It is a transcript of the gene PRDM11, whose product is annotated as PR/SET domain 11. The coding region runs from base 1746 to 4604 and encodes 952 amino acids. The record is from RefSeq and is a predicted model, not a curated record. Gene Ontology annotation, molecular function: protein binding; DNA-binding transcription factor activity, RNA polymerase II-specific; RNA polymerase II cis-regulatory region sequence-specific DNA binding. The transcript has 3 exons. Lineage: Eukaryota; Metazoa; Chordata; Aves; Cuculiformes; Cuculidae. Gene Ontology annotation, cellular component: nucleus. Gene Ontology annotation, biological process: regulation of transcription by RNA polymerase II.
AAUUUGGGAUCAGCGCGACACCAGCUAGAGACUCCUUAGUCUCACCACCUUAGAGUGCAUGCACAACGUACAGGAGGCUUUGUACUUGUCAGACUGAUUCUUCCCUGGAUAAAAAUUGUUAUCUUAUCUUAAGAGUAGCCAUGCUGGAACAAACCCAGCAAUCCUUUAGGUCAGUGUAAUGUCAAGAAUAUAGAAGACUUUUAGAGGAAGGCAAAAUGCAUCUGUUCAUCUAUACAUUGCUGAGACCUGAAGUUAAUUAAGGGCAUUUCUUCCUAUGCCGAGCCACAGAAUGUCAGGGCCACAGAGGGGCAGCCACACUAAAUAUAAUCUUCUAAUUACGAUUCCCGUGUGUAUUAUUACUCAGCUGCUGUUGCUGCCUUGACUUGGUAAAAGGUGUCUCCUCUUUAAUCAUGGGGUGGACAAGAUGUCCUGAAAAGCUGUUUAUCGUCCAUCACCUUGGUGUUACUAUGCACUUGCAGUGUUGCAUCUUGAUGGCUGUACUUGGGCAAUUCCCACUUCUGGCUUAACAUCAGUGUGAAUGUUUUUUUUAAUGCUAGAGAGCAUCGCCAAGUGACUAGUACAGGCUGCAGUGAUUUUUCUGCAUCCCAUGCACUCAUUAGUUAUCCGGAUGGCUUAGUACUUUCUGAAAGCAUGGCAAGAAAAAGGCUGUGCUCUUGGAGCUGCUGCUCUGGAGGAGCACCGAGGAUACCAGUGAUUGCCAUAUGGACAUGCCUUUAGUCAUGGUUUAUCAUGAUGUCAUGGUUUGUCUGAGCUGAAAUGGUAUCUCACAGCUUUGAGCUUUGUGCUUUGAGUGUAGUGAAACUCUGCCUUCGGACUCCUUAGGAUCCACCAUACCCUCCAACACACUCAGACAAAAAUCCAUCUGGCUGCUGAGACCAUCCUUUGACGUCUCAGUGAACUCAUCCUGCAGCAAGCUGGGCUUAGCCUGCUUUUGCCAAAGAAAUGCAGAGACAUUUUUAAGACAGCAUCACUUUGGCCCUUGCUAGACUUGUGGGAAUCCACAGCCUCAGCUGGGAGGGUGCUGGGAGGCAGUAAGGGAGUAUCACAAAAAUCUGUUGAGUCACUUUCUGUUUAAAAGAUCUCACAACCCCCGCAAAUGACCCUGACAAGUGAAGCGACACGCUUUAUUAACUCACAGAAAAAUAACAUGGUUCCUCAAUUUUGUUUCUGUCAGUAGUUUCUGACCCGCCUCAUCAAUGAUGUUGAAACCAAUAAAAUGAGAGAUCAUCUAGUGAUGUCUGGCUUUUCUAUAGGGCUGAACCACUUGGUUGGUUGGGGGAAAAAAAUCACCGAGAAAGAAGAAGAAUCCAUUUUUUAAAUCCCUACGUCUGCCAGUAGUUGUUGUAGCCCAUAGCAGGAUAAAUACUUGGGCAAAGACUGAAAGCUUUGCCUGUAGAAAUUCUCAUUGAUGUGUUGCAAAUGAGAUCUGUUGUUACAGAUUCACUCAAGAAGUGGCUGGGUUUGCCAGCCAGCAUCCAAACCCAGUGCAAAAUCCCUGCCAUUCGGGCCAGCCCUUUUUACAGUGCCUUGCUCUAACUGUUUCGAGUCUUGCAUCUUUUCUGCAUUCUUAGCAUUGCUCUUCUUAGAGAGGGAAUGGUAGCUUUUGCUCCGUAACUUACGAAAGCAUGAAUACACUUUAAAAGCAAACAAACACAAAAAUCAGCAUAAAGCAGCGUCUUGCUGGGGAAGCCAUCAAUGCUUGAAGUUAUUAACAAGAUAGAAGAAUGAUGGAAAUUGAGCCAAACCUAUCGUCUUUUGAAUUUCCAGGAGACAGAAAGUUGCAGAGGGAAAAGUCAGAAAAGAAUGUGGAAAAUCAAGAGGACAUGAGGGGGGCACUCCAGCUUGCCACUUUAAAGCAAGGGAAGAGCCCCUACAAGCGCAGCUAUGAUGAGGGGGAAUCCCACCCCCAAACUAAGAAAAAAAAGAUUGAUCUCAUCUUCAAAGAUGUCCUGGAGGCUUCCUUGGAGUCUGCCAAAUUUGAAGAGAACCAGUUAGCAACAACUAUGCCACGUUCCAUCAGAAAAGUAUCUAAAUACCAGGCUGAAGACAUCUUUGAGAGGUGUGGUAGUGCCAUGCAGCACAGCUCCCUGAACCUCAGCAGAAACCAGAGUGAGGGGGAAUGGAAGGUCCCCAGUGGUUCCUCUUUCAGCUCAGCAAAAGACUUGUGCAUCCUUGAAGACGAGGAAGAAGAGCUCCUCUCACUCAAAGCAGACAGCCCAACUGAGCUGUCCCUGGCCUCUGCUCAAGGCAACUCCCACGAAAUCCCUACCACCUCCUACUGCCCGAACUGCAUCCGUCUGAAGAAGAAGAUCCGGGAACUGCAGGCUGAGUUAGACAUGCUGAGAUCUGGGAAGUUACCCGAGCCACCUGUGCUUCCGCCCCAGGUACCCGAGCUCCAAGAGUUCUCAGACCCCACAGCUUCAGAAAGCAUCAUCUCUAUUCCUACCAUCAUGGAGGACGAUGACCAAGAGGUGGAUUCUGCUGAUGAAUCUGUUUCCAAUGAAAUGAUUGCUGCUACAGAUGAGCCUUCCAAGAUGUCUUCUGCGACGGGCCGGAGGAUACGACGGUUCAAACAAGAGUGGCUUAAAAAGUUUUGGUUCCUGAGGUACUCCCCGACAUUGAAUGAAAUGUGGUGCCAUGUCUGUAGACAGUACACAGUGCAAUCCUCUCGGACUUCAGCCUUCAUCAUUGGCUCAAAGCAGUUCAAGAUACACACGAUAAAGCUUCACAGCCAGAGCAACCUCCACAAAAAGUGCCUGCAGCUUUACAAGCUCAGGAUGCACCCAGAGAAGACAGAAGAGAUGUGCCGAAAUAUGACCCUGCUCUUCAAUACAGCCUACCACUUGGCCCUGGAGGGCAGGCCCUACUAUGACUUUCGUCCUCUGGCAGAACUACUGAGGAAGUGUGAACUCAAGGUGGUGGAUCAGUACAUGAAUGAGGGAGACUGCCAGAUCUUAAUCCACCAUAUCGCUCGGGCUCUUCGAGAGGACCUAGUUGAACGCAUCCGACAGUCUCCCUUCCUCAGCAUCAUUCUGGACGGGCAGAGCGAUGACUUACUUGCAGACACGGUUGCGGUUUAUGUACAGUACACGAGCAGUGAUGGGCCUCCAGCAACCGAAUUCCUAUCUCUUCAGGAACUGGGCUUUUCUACAACAGAUAGUUACCUCCAAGCAUUAGACAGGGCUUUUUCCAGCCUGGGAAUACGACUGCAGGAUGAGAAGCCAACUAUUGGGUUGGGAGUCGAUGGUGCUAACAUUACUGCCAGCCUGAGAGCCAACUUGUUUAUGACAAUCAGAAAGACCUUGCCCUGGCUGCUCUGCCUGCCCUUUAUGGUGCACAGGCCCCAUCUCGAAAUACUGGAUGCAAUCAGUGGGAAGGAACUGCCAUGCCUGGAGGAGCUAGAAAACAAUUUGAAGCAACUGCUCAGUUUCUAUCGCUACUCUCCCCGACUCAUGUGCGAGUUGAGGGUCACCGCUGCCACUCUGUGUGAGGAGACCGAGUUCUUGGGGGACAUUCGAGCAGUGAAGUGGAUCAUUGGGGAACAGAAUGUGCUCAAUGCACUAAUCAAAGAUUACCUUGAGGUUGUGGCCCAUCUCAAAGAUGUCAGUGGCCAGACCCAAAGGGCAGAUGCUUCUGCAAUUGCCUUAGCCCUCCUGCAGUUCCUGAUGGACUACCAGUCGAUUAAACUCAUCUAUUUCCUGCUGGAUGUGAUUGCUGUGCUUUCACGCCUCGCCUACAUCUUCCAAGGGGAGUACCUUCUUGUGUCGCAGGUGGAUGAUAAAAUAGAGGAGGCCAUCCAGGAGAUCAGUCGGCUAGCAGACUCGCCUGGGGAGUACUUGCAGGAAUUUGAGGAAAACUUCCGUGAAAGCUUUAACGGCAUUGCUGUGAAAAACCUACGGGUGGCUGAAGCCAAAUUCCAGUCAAUCAGAGAAAAGAUCUGCCAGAAGACCCAGGUGAUCCUAGCCCAAAGGUUUGAUUCCCGUAGCCGGACAUUUGUGAAGGCCUGUCAGGUAUUUGACCUUGCAGCUUGGCCCAGAAGCACUGAUGAGCUCAUGAGCUAUGGAAAGGAGGAUAUGGUACAAAUAUUUGAACAUCUGGAGACAGUCCCAUCAUUUUCCAGAGAGGCUUGCAGAGAGGGGAUGGACACUCGAGGGAGUCUGCUGAUGGAGUGGCGAGAACUCAAGGUGGAUUAUUAUACCAAAAAUGGUUUUAAAGACUUGCUUAGUCACAUUUGUAAAUACAAACAGAGAUUCCCCCUCCUAAAUAAAAUAGUUCAGAUCCUCAAAGUCCUUCCCACCUCAUCGGCCUGCUGUGAGAAGGGGCGCAUCGCCCUGCAGAGAGUGCGCAAAAACAACCGCUCUCGGCUCACGCUGGAGCAGCUCAGUGAUCUUUUGACGAUUGCCGUUAAUGGGCCGCCCAUUGCCAAUUUUGAUUGCAAAAGGGCGCUAGACAGUUGGUUUGAGGAGAAGUCAGGCAAUAGUUACGCACUGUCAGCCGAAAUGCUGAGCAGGAUGUCAUCUCUCGAUCAGAAGCCGAUGUUGCAGAGCAUGGACCAUGGCUCUGAGUUUUACCCUGAUAUUUAGGAAGGAAUGCCUCAGAUCAGAAAGCUGUUGAAUAAUUUUUUUAAUCUAUACCAUAAACUUUGAUAUAUUAUAUAAAAUAUAUAUAUUAUAUAUAUUAAGGAAAGCCCACACUGAAAAUUUAAAAGUUAAGACGAUGUGCGUCUGAUAGAAGCUAAGCAGAAUUUUAAAGAUUGAGACAAUGUUUAGACAUUUACUGGUGUCUCCAACCAUGGCAGCUGCAGUGUAGAUGGCAACAUUUCAUUCUUUAGAAGCAUGUGCUGGGGCCAUACUCUACAUGUUCAAACCUAAUUAUCUAUAAGCUAGAUGACGGGUCUUUGUCAGCCUCAUCCUCCCAGUGGUUUCCUUUGUAUGUGUGUCAUUGGUUUGUUGGAUUAUUUUCUGUGUUGUUUUGUUUUGGGGUUGGUUGGUCGUGGGUUUUUUCCCCCCUCAGUUUAAUCUCUGCAUCUCUUUCCAUUGUUCAGUUCAGUUAUUGAGCCAUAUGAGCCUUUUGUUGACAACUGUCAGGUGUCUGAUUUAUUUCCGAAGAGUAUCCCGUGUGUUUAUACUGCCUCCAGCUCUCUACCUCCACCCAAUUUUCUUUGCUAGAAUGGGAGCUUUCUUCACUCUCACACACGAGUGACAGGAGGGAAAGGCUGGGGGCAUGAUUUGGAGUUUUUCUUCUGACUUGGAAACAAAUGCCUCCACUAAACUGUGAUGCUCCUUUCUCCCUAUUUUUGGGCUGUAGAGUAAUACUUGGCUUUCAGCUCCUUUUACAAUAAUCGUAGUACCAGUCUGUCAUACGUAUAUUAUAACAUGAUGUCACAUGCAGACUAUAAAAUAGCAAAGUAGAGAAGGCAGGGGGAAAUUUUUGCAUUUAUAUUUUUAUAUUGUAGGAGAUAAAAAUAUAUAUAUAUACAACUAUUCAUUCAAAACCAGGGCUGCUGUGGAAGCUAGACAGCCAAUGAGUCAAGAGCCAUCUCUGGGUGGAGAUUCAAAGGCUUAAAAUAUUAUAUUCUAAUUUACUUUAUUUAUACUAUGUCUUUAUAAUCCUAGAUUGUUGUGGGGUUUUGUUUUGUUUUCUUUUCUUUUUUUUUUGGAAUGACUGAAAGAAAAACCUGCUGCGGUUUGGUGGCAGGAGCUAUCAAUGCAAGAUUAUCUUGGAUUAUAUUCAUGUGAUGAUGUCCUACAAAGGUUCACGUAUUUUCUUGUGACCAAGGUAACAUGUUCCACAGCACAGCAGACUGAUGACAGCAGGAAGAAGGGAUACUCUUCUUCUUCCUAUGGAAUAUUUCUUCCUUUCUUGAAGGGAUGCAGAGUCCAACUGAAAUGUGAAGGGAGACUUCCACCUUCCAUCACACAUUGGUCUGUGGGCUUGGGGUUCUUUGUUUUCUUCUUUUAAAGUAAACAAGCCCCAGGCGUUCACACAGUAUCGCUUCAGGUUAGAAGAGAAAAGAAAAAAAAAAAAGCAACAAAAAAAAACAACCAAAAAAUCCACCACACAAACAAAAAAAGGUGCAAAAACUACACAGAUGCUAGUGCCUUGCCCUGCUGAUGUGGCAUGGACAGCACCAACCUGACUAGACCAUCGUGGAAGUGAGAACCUGUUGUCCAGAAGAUGUCCAAUCCAACACAUUCUCACUUCCCAGAGGGUCGAGCUUUGUGCCAAGCUGUGUUGUUUGGAAACAUGAUGGUGGUAUCAGCAACACUGAACCUUUCCUUUCUCCUGUUACCCCCCUGCCCUUGGUCUUGGUGCUAAGAUAUCUCUAGAACCGUUGCUGCUAGUUGAUAGCUUUUCAUUUAUAUAAAUAUAUAUAUAUUAUAUUAUUUUAUUUUUUAAACUUUUUUGUUUGUUUUCAAUGGAGAUGUAGCAUGUUUGGAACCGAUCUCUCUCAGAGUCACUUUCACUGCCAGGGUUCAUGCACUGUCUUCCCCAGGAAAACACGCACUUCUACCUAGGUCUUGCUCACCUCUCACUAACCCCUUUAUCCUCAGCAGAAUUACGCAGCCAGCACCGGGCAGAGGCAUGUAGCCACCCUACUACGUACUGGCUUCGCUUUCAGACCCCACAGGAACAGCUAGUCCGGUGUUGGUCAGAGAUUUGGAAGAGUUUCCCCUCUGUCCCUAUGUGACUGAGGUGGGACUGAACCCACCUGAAGCACUAGCAGUGGUGAUUCCUUGUGUCCUGACUCUGCCCCCCUUUGCUAUAAAACAGGGUUCUUCAGCUGGAUGAUUCAAGGCAGGUGGGGAGGACCCUGUGAAUGUAGCAGCUAGGACUGGGCAGGCAGGAUGGCCUCCGUAGCACUUAAUCCCUUUCCCCUCUGCCUUACCUCAGAUAGUGUGUGCAGCCCAUGGGCUGUCCCGGGCAGGAAGGAGCACCUAUGCCAGGGCCACCCACCUAUUGCCAAACUGGGCACUUCUCCCUGUAGUCCUCAUGGAAGGGGAGGUAGGUCAGGGCAUGGCACCAUCGCAGCACAGGGGCAUCGAUAUGCAACACCUAUCAAGCAAAAAAAUGGCUUUGUUUGCAUUUUUUCCUGUCUUACCUAAUAAAUGCUGCGAUAGAAUUGACCCAUUCAUCCAGAGAAGUAAGGAUUAAACUGGAAACCCUCUACAGACUUGGUUGGCUGUUUGUCUGUUGUAAAAUAGGGACCUCUCCACAUGAGGUACUUAUAGCCCUAGCGCCCUGGUGAAUCAGCUCUUCCCAGGGCGUUGCCACAAAGCUCACGGAGCUGCUCCUUGCUGAGGGGCUGGCAGGAUCUCUCCUCAAUGAAAAUUUGAGGAGAUGUGAGGAGAGAAAAAAGAAAGGGAGAAGAAUUGCUGCUCCGUUAGUCCCUGGCCUGGAGAUGGGCAAGGUGAAUGUAGGUGUUGGAGACAAGGAGUGAAUUGACACACUGGAGGUGAAUGGGCGGGUGGGGGAAGAGUCUUCCUUGUUGAGUGUGCAGGUGGCAGCAGAAGUAACAAAAAAAGAUAUUUGAUGCUGAGCUGCUGUGCAGAAGCUGUAAAGACAGUUUCCCUCCUCCCUUUCUUUUUAUUUUCCUUUUCCUUUGCUUAUUUCCAUAGCUAUUUGGGGGGGGGGAGGAGUCACUUGCCUUUCAGUUUGCAGCAGUGAAGGCUCUUCAGCACAUGACUCUGUCACAGAGGCUCAUCAAAGUGCCUGGCCUACAUGGAGGGAAGAGACACUUGUGGACAGUGUCCAGACACCAUUGCAGAUAAACAUGCUCCCCCAGGGCUUGUGCUGAGCUGCCCAAGAGGCCUGUUUACAGCUCCUGCUCUGAGCCUCUUUACUUUUGCCACUGGGGAGAAAUUGGUGCCUUGCCUUAUCAGCAAGGUAAGAUCUGCUAGAGGCUUGUUCAGUAAUUAUACCUCUAAUUUGUCACUCCUUUCCUCUGGUUUAUUUGCAAAUCCCACUGUUAUCAGUGAUAUCUUUUGCCAGCCACUCUUAUUCCUAAUGGCAGAGAGAAAUAUGGAGCGAGUGGUGUUUUUUUCUCCAGGCAGUCAGCUGGCAGAGGGAAAGUGCUUGUUUCUUUUACAAAUAACUUUUGCCUUCACCUGUGAGUAGUCUUGGUAGGAUUUCCUGCCAUGGGAUGUUGUGGCUACCCAAAAUGGCAAAGGUCAGAGAUCACUUGCAUUGGUGACAGGGGAAACGAGCACUUGGAAGAGCAGCCAGACAGGCCCAGCUCAGCUUCCCCAGCACAAACAAUUUGCCAUCACUCCCACGUCAGAAAAGAAACCCAGCCUUUGUCCUAGGCAAACGCAGGUGCUAUGCAAGCUUUCCCUCUAGGUUUACCUGCCUAUCUCAGAUCUGUAGCUAUUACUCCCAUGGAUAGUUUGUACAUGGAAACGUGACUGCCAGCAUGAGCAAGAGAAGGAGGAGGGAGGAAUAGCAAUGCAAAGUGUCCCUGCCUUCCCAGCGCCCUGCCUGCCCAGCCUUUCCCAGGAGCAGGUGCGUUUCCAUGCCCUGUUCACAAAUCCCAGGGCCCAGCUGGGUAGCAAUGGCAGGCGUGGGGAGGGCUUGGUGUGGUGCAGCAGGGCUCUUCUUGGCUUGGAGGUCACCAUGUGUUGGGUUUAGUACAUGCCCUUCCUGCUGUACUGAGCGAGUGAGAGCAGGUUGUUUGAAUGUGUUGCUCACAGCAUCUUUAACUGCUUCAGGUUUGAAGAGAGAGGGGUGCUUAGUUUUUCUCAGAUGAGCUCUUUAUUCUCUUUGCGCCCCCGGCGUCUUAGCUAGGGUGUCUGACUGUGAAUAUUGCACACUUCUCAAGACCCUCGGGUGUAUAUUUCUAGCCCAUGGUCUUUUUGGUUGCCAGUUUCCCCUCUCCACAUUUUGUUCAGGCUGCUUGCCUCUUUUACCCUGCUGUGAAGCAGAAAUUUGUGAAGCACAGGCAGACAUGUCCUUCUGCAGGGCUCACCGGUGGCCAUAGAGGUCUGGGCCCUCUGGCCAUGAGACAGAACUCAGCAGGGAUAAUCCUCACAGGAGACCAAAGCUCUUCCCAUACCAGCAAAAGCAUGCGAGAGUUAGAGGGGCUUCUAAGGGGAUAUGACAGGCAGAAUCCCACUGUGUCAUCUGUGUUGCGUCUCGAGUUGACCUCUGUGCUGGUCAUGCUUUUGCUGAUACAGCUCCUCAGACAUGAUUCAGGCGCAGUCCAUCUCUUUCUCACAGCACAAACUCAACCAGGUGGCCCACAGGGUCUUCAGGGUCCCCUUUCUUUCUUAUCUCAUGAGGACUGCUGUUUGACCAGUGAGUAAGACAACCUAGACAGCCGGCUUGCAAAUCAGCAGCUACAGCCUCUGCUUUUGCAGAUUCUCCUCUCGGCCCUGUCUUAAAAGCAGAGAAAUGGUACAUUGCUCCCCCAGCCAUUGUAUUCAAUGCAGUAAUGCCUAUGCAAUUCCCGUCUCCCUUGGAGACAUGUAUGAUGUGUGUGCAUGUAAGCUAGUGUAUGUAUACAGUACAUAUGCAUACGGUCUAUAUAUUGUAUAUACGCACAUCUCAGUACUUAUACACACAGUACAAAAAAUAAAAUCACAUGCUUAUAUAUCUAUAAAUAAAAUCCUAUAUAUUUAUAUUUCUCUAUGUUUUCGAUAGAUAUAAAGAUAUAAUAUAGACUCAACUACCCUUGUGUAAGGCUGGCCCUGUGUUCUGACGCAAGGCACAUUAACACUGAAGACUUUGGACUUUGGGAUAGUUUUAGCCGUACACUGAGGCCUACAUUUACGUUUAUAGCACUCUAUGGAGAGGGGCUUUGCUGCGGUUAGGGCAAGGGGUUUCCUUGCUGGCACGUUAACCAAGUGCUAAAUAAGGUUUGUGUAAUAGGGGAAUGUCUUGGUGGAGGAAAAUGCUCCAGUGUCCAUGUCUUCUCCCGAGUAAGCCUGUGGCUGAGGUCCUGUGUGUUCACACUCGGACAGAUACAUAUCCCUCUCUCAUAUGCACUUUUCUCUCUCUGCAUGGAUGCAGUUGGCAACUGCAGGUACCGGUGCUGUGAAAACGUGGCGUUCUGUGCUCUGCCCAUCAUCCCUCAGCAGUCACGGGCAUGUUGCCAGGGAGACCCCAGGCUGGCAGGCGCUCGCGAGUGUGAAUGUGGGUUUGCUCACGGGCAUCAAUCGGUGACACAGCCGUGGUGCUGGGAUAAAGGCAGCAGAAAAGCAAAGGCUUUGCUAAGUGAAGGGAGGGUCGCUGCCGCACCGCCAAGGGUGGCAGGGAUGGUGUAUGGAUCUGGAGCAGCACAAAUAAGAAGGGACUGUGAAUUCAGAGCAAUAAGGAUGGGAGCAUGCAAGCCCUGUUGGGUAGGCAUGUGCAGCUCUUGGGUCAGGCUGGCUGCUGCUCUGCUGCAGGAGCUGCUCUGCUCCCUCAGGUCUCACAGCCGCUCCUUUGCUGGUGAGCAGCCUGCCUGGCCAAAGGCCUGAGUGUUUUUUCUGGAGGGAAGGGGUCAAUGUGAUUGCACAGAAGACCUGGUCAGCAGCACGUCUGUGCCUUCGGGCCCCCCACUCACAGCACGAUGACCUUGCCAGACUGAGGCACCGAAGGGUGCAACCCUCUUGGCCCUGCCGGGGCAAAGAGAUACCUAUUUUUGCAUGAUAGGCAUUUCCGUGCCAGGACUAAGGGUGGAUCCAGGCAGUGGUUCAGCUUUCUCUGAGUGUCAGCUGAUGCCUGCCAGACAGACAGCGGCCUCAUCCCUCCAUCCCUUCUUUCGCACAGCUGCUUGUAGGACACUGGCCCCACCGCGGGGUGAAGCCUUUGGUUGGCAUCUGGGGGGACCUGAGAGGUGCCUCUGGCCGGGCUGGCAGUGGGUGGUGGAUCACCACACUGCUUCCCAGUGGGGGUUAAGAGGAAGGCAUGGAGAUUUGGCUUUGCAGCUCCACACCAGGCCUGGCAACCACUGCACUUCUCGCCAUUUAACUAUUGGCUUCGGUUGGGAGGAGGAUGAGUUGUAAAUCUGACAGCCGAAUGACUCGUUACACUGGUAUUGCAUGAGCAGAUGCUGUGCAAGCUCCCCCCAAGCCCUGUCACACACCUCAGUGCCCUCUCCCAAGCCUCUCUCCUCCACACAACUGGUAAUCCACCUCAGCCGUAACCCACACGCUGGUGACUCCCCACUGUUGUGGCCCUAUGGCCAUGCAGCGCUGGUGGGGAGGUCCCUGGUACAUGUUUCUUACAAACCUCAGAGACUGUUCCUGCUCCCAGUCCCCUCCUUUGGAUGCCACUGACACUCACGCAGGCUCAGCCCACUCGCCCAUGCUGGCAGUGCUGCCGCCCAGCGAGGGACUGCCCUGCACUGCACCUCAUGUCGAAUAAGCUCACUGGGCUAUGUGGGGGAACCAUGUCUCAUAUGCUGUAAUGUCCUGAAUGCUAUAGGAGGGCUACAGAGUUUUCUGCCAGUCAUGGCAUCCUCAUAGACUCACCCGACUGUUGGCAAAAAUGCAUUUCUACUUCCAGAAAACAGAAAGUUUUAUCUCAAACCUCUCCAUAUCCACACCCAAGCACAGCCCUGCUGAAUUGUUUCAAGCAAUUUCUCACCCACCCACCCAUACACACACACACACACAAUGAGAGAAAAAUAUCUAGACGUCUAUUACUACAUAUGUAUUAAUAUGUUAAUAUCACUCUUUUGGAGAACAUUAAAAUGUUAUUACUUUACAGACUAUGCUUUAUAGUACCUGUGUGAAAGGACCUAGGACACUGGAUACGAAUAGAGCUAUGUUGAUAUAUCAUAGUAUGUACACGAGAACCUUCCUUUUGUCAUAUUAUCCUUGUAAUGUAAAAUGAUUGUUAAUAAAAAAACAUUUAAAUUUA